GUUUCUGGCCACCCCACUGUAACGUGGAUUGGGUUCGGAGCCUCCAAGACCCAGCGUCCCAUGAUGUCGCAGAGUUUUGGGUCUUUAGCCCACAACUAAUUCGGCCCAUAGCCCAGAGUAAAAAGCGGUUUAUUCUCCGCUCUUUCCCUCACCUCCUUCCUCGGACUCGGCGUUCGCCCUGUGAACUGCGUCCCUCUUUCUGGUUUUGAUUAUUUGGAGAGUAUAGCAAGCCAUGUCUGUUGAUGGGAUUGGAGUGGAGAGAGUGUUUAUAGGAGCGGGAUGCAACAGAAUAGUAAACAACGUCUCUUGGGGCGCGUGUAAUUUAGUCGCUUUUGGUGCCGAAAACGGCGUCGCUAUAUUCUGCCCUAAGGCAGCUCAGAUUUUGACUACACUGCCAGGUCACAAGGCUUCUGUCAACUGCACCCAUUGGAUUCCAAGUUCUAAAUUUGCGUUCAAAGAAAAACAGCUAGAGCGGCAUUAUCUGCUAUCUGGUGAUGCAGAUGGUGUUAUUCUGUUAUGGGAAUUAUCUCUUGCAGACAAUAAGUGGAGGCAUGUGUUACAAGUACCACAACCACAUAAGAAGGGUGUUACUUGCAUUACUGGAAUUAUGGUUUCUGAAACUGAUGUGAUAUUUGCAUCUACCUCUUCAGAUGGAACAAUAAAUGUGUGGGAACUGAUCCUUCCAUCCACUAUUGGAGGUGACUGCAAAUUGUCAUUUCUGGAAUCUGUUUUUGUUGGUUCAAAAUCCAUGGUGGCGCUUUCAUUAUCAGAAUUGCCUGGAAAUACUGGGCAUGUAGUCCUGGCAGCUGGGGGCUUAGAUAAUAAAGUUCAUCUUUAUUGCGGGGAGAGGACAGGAAAGCAGUUUGUUCAUGCUUGUGAGUUAAAAGGGCAUACAGAUUGGAUCCGGAGUUUGGACUUCUCCUUGCCUAUAUGCACCAAUGAUGGAACAAGCAGUCUUUUACUUGUAAGUUCAUCUCAGGACAGAGGCAUACGCAUAUGGAAGAUGGCUUCAUGUAGUUCUCAAUCCAAUUCUAAGGGUACAUUUAGGGAGGAAAAGAUAAGCUUGGCAUCUUAUAUUGAAGGUCCUGUACUUGUUGCUGGCUCAUCCUCGUAUCAGAUAUCUCUGGAAUCUCUUCUUAUUGGACACGAGGAUUGGGUAUAUUCAGUGGAGUGGCAACCCCCUUCAGUCACAUCUGCAAAUGGGUUUGCCUACUAUCAACCACAAAGCAUCUUAUCUGCAUCUAUGGACAAGACAAUGAUGAUCUGGCAACCUGAAAGGACUACUGGUAUCUGGAUGAAUGUGGUCACUGUUGGGGAAUUAAGUCAUUGUGCUUUAGGGUUCUAUGGUGGCCAUUGGAGCCCAAAUGGAGAUUCAAUUUUGGCUCAUGGUUACGGUGGAUCUUUCCAUCUCUGGAAAAAUGUUGGUAUCGAAUAUGACAAUUGGCAACCACAAAAAGUUCCCUCUGGGCACUAUGCAGCAGUGACUGAUAUUGCAUGGGCCAGGUCUGGUGAAUAUUUGCUCUCAGUCAGUGCUGACCAGACAACUCGAAUUUUUGCAUCUUGGCAAAAUGAAGCUAGUCUUGGAGGUAGCGAUUGUUGGCAUGAAAUUGCUCGCCCUCAAGUUCAUGGUCAUGACAUAAACUGUGUGACAAUCAUCCAUGGAAAAGGGAACCAUCGGUUUGUUAGUGGAGCUGAUGAGAAGGUUGCCAGAGUGUUUGAGGCUCCUCUGUCUUUUCUAAAGACAUUAAAUCAUGCCAUUUCACAAAAAUCUAGUUUUCCUGAAGACUUUCAAGUCGAUGUUCAGAUUUUGGGUGCAAAUAUGUCAGCUUUGGGACUAUCACAGAAACCUAUUUAUGUUCAUUCCACACAUGAGAGUCCAGAAAGAAAUGUCAAUGAUGGCCUUGACACACUUGAAACCAUUCCAGAUGCAGUACCAGUUGUGUUAACUGAACCCCCCAUUGAAGAAAAAUUGGCAUGGCAUACACUCUGGCCAGAGUCGCACAAACUCUAUGGUCACGGGAAUGAGCUGUUUUCUUUGUGCUGUGACCAGGGAGGGAAGCUUGUUGCUUCAUCAUGUAAGGCUCAAUCAGCGAAAGUUGCAGAAAUAUGGCUAUGGCAAGUGGGUUCAUGGAAGGCAGUUGGUCGCUUGCAAUCUCACAGCUUAACAGUGACACAGAUUGAAUUUUCUCAUGAUGACAAUCUGCUUUUGUCUGUCUCCAGGGAUCGCCAGUUUUCUGUUUUUGCAAUAAAAAGAACAGGUGUGGACGAAGUCAGUCACCAGCUUAUAGCAAGGCAGGAGGCACACAAAAGAAUAAUAUGGGCAUGCUCUUGGAACCCAUUUGGUCAUGAAUUUGCAACAGGUUCAAGGGACAAAACUGUGAAGAUCUGGGCUGUAGACAAGGGAUCUUCAGUUAAGCAGCUCAUGACUUUGCCACAGUUCACCAGUAGUGUCACCGCCUUAUCUUGGUUUGCUCUUGAUCAUCAGAGAAACAAUGGGUUUCUUGCUGUUGGAAUGGAAAGUGGACUCAUUGAAUUGUGGAGCCUUACGGUGACCAGAACCGAAGAUGGUAGCAUGACAGUACCAGGUGUAACUGCUGCUCUUGUUAGACGGUUGGAUCCAUUUAUGUGCCAUGUUUCCUCUGUGCAGCGUUUAGCAUGGAGGAAGUCUGAGGCAAGUGGAGAUUGCAAAAGCGUACUGCUUGCUUCUUGUGGAGCUGAUCAUUGUGUGAGAAUUUUUGAGGUCAAUGUUGCGUAAAAUACAAUCAGAUUAUUAAUUCUUGUACGGAUAGUAAUUAUAACUGAGUCAAGUUAGUGGGGAAUUCAAUUUUUAUGGGGAAUUUUUUGCAA
Messenger RNA from Vitis riparia (riverbank grape), 2847 nucleotides. Its product is annotated as elongator complex protein 2. Gene Ontology annotation, biological process: tRNA wobble uridine modification. Bases 233 to 2755 code for a protein of 840 amino acids. NCBI's taxonomy places the organism in Eukaryota, Viridiplantae, Streptophyta, Magnoliopsida, Vitales, Vitaceae. The transcript has 10 exons. The record is from RefSeq and is a predicted model, not a curated record. Gene Ontology annotation, molecular function: protein binding. Gene Ontology annotation, cellular component: elongator holoenzyme complex.